CGUGCGCUGGCUGGGGACAGUUUGAUAACCAUUUCCGCCUAUUUCUCGUACAUAUCGCAGUGUUUAUUAAGAGAUGCAUGUUAAGGCAUUAAAUUUUGCAAGUGUGUAAGUACAUCCAUAUAAAUGGACCCAAACAGUGUCAGUCGCGUUAACUGGGCCAUAAACCGCCGGGCGGAGGGUUUAGUAAGUAAACACAUGGCAGACAUGGCACAGAGACGCUCAGCGGUGUCUGAAGAGGAUAUGCACCCUCUGCCAGGAGACUUGAGCAGAAGCUCAGAAGACAUAUCUGGGCGGGCCGAGGUGAAUUUCAGCGCGGAUUCACAGUCCUACAAUCCUGCAGGAGUGGCGGGAAAGUUAAUGCGCGAGGAUGCGUCUUCAACAUCAGAGGCAGCGGCCCACAGACAGAUCAUAUCGCUCCUUAUUGAGAUCAAGGAGGAGCAGCAGAGGCAGUGGGAAGUUUUGAAAGACCUGCAGGCCAGGAUUCAUGGACAGGUGUGUGAAGAGGAGGACGAGCCGCUUGACGUAGAUCUGCCACUGCGAACAAUGGAACAGCUUGACGAAACGGAGCAACAUUUAGAGGAUACUGAAGCUCAGAAGAGAAUGGUGUCACACCUCUCACGGAUGGGCGGAGCGACGGUAGAUGAUGCGGUCCGGCGUCUUAUGCAUGCUGUUCUCUCUUUCAGUGUUGGAUCAGAGCUCAACUGGGUUGGCAGAGGACAGAAAAGGAGCUUCAGAAACACCAGACUGCAGGGUGUUCUGUUUCGUGCCUUGAAAAGGACACCUGUAGGAAAGGAGGCCACGCACCACCAGUUCGCUGAUGUAGUGAAGAAAUGGUUGCGGUUUGCCCCUUUCCGACAAAGAGGAAGUGGACGAAGACCGCAUUGGAAACCUGUUGAGUUCAUCUGUCCCAAAUAUGACAGUACUGUGGAUGAUCAUAACCAGCUUAACCAUAACCAGCUGGAUUCUGGGGAGAUUCAGGUGACAAUAUAAUUACACUAAGUGUUAUAUGACUAAAUGUCCAAAGACAAGUAAAGCGAAAUCAGUGAAUGAAGAAAUGACAAGAGUGUGAAGGAUUGGCUUUUAAAAUGUAUUUUUUUGUCAUAUUACAUUCUAUUAUAAUAUUUGCAUUGCUUUCUAUAAGUUAAAAUACACUAUUGUUACGAGAAUAAUGUGCAGAUUUUCACAUUACAACAUUAAUCUUUAAAACCUAAUGGGCAAAUGUAAAUAAUUCUGUUAUAAUGGUUAUUUUACCUGUACAAUUGUUUUUUUAUUGUAUUGUAAAAUGUUUUGUUUUUUUGUUUAAAUUUUACACAUUGCAAUACAUCUCGCAAAAUGUAAAUUUAAAAAUGCUUUGUGUGGUUUUGUGCCAUUAUGUUAUGACGAUAAAUCGACUUCAGAGUUAAGAAUUUCAAACAUUAAAGAGUUCAUAAGUGUCAGAAAAUGUCAGAAAAAAAAUUCUCACAUGUAAUUUAAUCACACUUCUCAAUAAUAUACCUAAAUACACUUACUCACUUGGUAUCUUUGUUAAUGUGAACCAUUUUACAACAGUUUUCUAAGAACUCUUGCUUCCUGGCAUAUAUAAAAACACAUUAAAAACAAUUUAUCCAUAAA
This is a messenger RNA of Puntigrus tetrazona (Sumatra barb), 1611 nucleotides long. RefSeq lists its product as uncharacterized. NCBI's taxonomy places the organism in Eukaryota, Metazoa, Chordata, Actinopteri, Cypriniformes, Cyprinidae. The transcript has 4 exons. The coding region runs from base 124 to 990 and encodes 288 amino acids. The record is from RefSeq and is a predicted model, not a curated record.